AUCCCUUUCUCUGUAAAGUUCACAGAGUCCCCCUUAUCCCCUACUAAUCUCUCUCUCUCUACCAGAGAAGUCAGUACCAAUCGCAGGCAACCGCCGCCGGUUGAUGACAACGAGACCUAGUCCUUGGGCGUAGCCGGCGAGGAGAAGCAGAGCGGAGGAAGGUCGGAAGUCCGCCUCGCCUCACUAGUGAGACGGAGUCGAUCCCCCGCCGUUAACUGAUGGAAGUUAUGUUCGGUCCUCCGACGUUCAACAUCGAGGUUGCGGCGGCCACGGCGUUUGACGGCGUCUCUCUUACGCCGGAGAAUCCAGCCGCCGUAGUCGAGACUCAGAACCGAGGUCGGACGAGUUUUCGCGGCUCCGGAUCUGGUAGCUCGAUUGGGGAAAAUUCGUCGGGGAGUUCGUCGUCGAUUGGAGUUCCUGACGGCGAUUCUGAUGACGACGGAGGCAGCGGUGAGGUUCAGAGCAAGUCGAAGGAAGGAGGAUUAUGCAGAUUAGAUUCUCUUGAAGACGCUCUUCCGAUCAAAAGAGGAUUAUCGAGCCAUUUCUCGGGGAAAUCGAAGUCGUUUGCGAAUCUAUCAGAGGUGAUUCAAGUGAAAGAUUUAGAGAAGCCGGAGAAUCCUUUCAACAAGAGGAAGAGGAUUUUAAUGGCGUCGAAAUGGUCGAGAAAAGCUUCGUUCUACAACUGGCCAAACCCUAAAUCGAUGCCUCUGUUAGCCCUGGACGAAGACGAAGAAGAAAAGUAUCACAAAGAAGCAGCUGCAGGUUCCGAUUCAGAGGACAGAGAUCGAGGAAGCGAUGAAGAAGAUGAAGAAGAUGAAGAGAAUGAACGAAGAGGACGAACCCUAGGGCACAGGUUCCAUGAUCGGAAGCUCGUUAAUGGCUUCAAAUCCAAGAGCUGCUUUGAUCUGCAGAAUAUGAACAGCGAUAACUCGCUAUGAAAUGAAACCCUUAAGCCUUUGUUCUCGACUUUAAAAAAUAAUUCCUAUGAACAAAAUGAAACGAAAAAAAAAAAAAAAACUUUUUAUUUUUAUUUUUUUUUAAUUUUAAUGUUUCAGAACUCCAUGUAGAUAAAUUAAUAAGUUAGGUUUUAUCUA
Molecule: messenger RNA, 1094 nt
Organism: Cucurbita moschata (crookneck pumpkin)
Lineage: Eukaryota; Viridiplantae; Streptophyta; Magnoliopsida; Cucurbitales; Cucurbitaceae
Exons: 2
Coding region: 219-938 (239 amino acids)
Source: RefSeq, a predicted model, not a curated record